AUGCCCGGCCCGGGGAUGUCCGGACCAGUCAUGUCAGGACAAGGCAUUUCGGGAACAGGCAUGUCCGGUUACUCGUACGGGAGUCAGCCGUACCAGGUUCCGUUCACGCACAUGAGACCGGCAUUUGCGGCGCCCGAUGCGUACCACCAGUUUCAGGACCCCGCGGUGUACCAGGGAGGAGGGUACGCGGCGGGCCAGUACGGAAGACAAGGGGAGGAGGAGUACCUGGUCGCGAAAUUCUCCAAUGCGCCCGGGAUGGCUCCCACAGUGCUAUCCGGCCAGGUGCGCCCCACUCGCCUCUCCUGCCCUUUCCUAAUUGUCACGUUCACGCUUUCGUUAUUGUCACGCCCACCUGCCCGGGAUGGCUCCCACUGUGCUCUCCGGCCAGGGUGGGAGCACGGGGAUGCGGGUAUGGGGCUCAACUCAUCAGCAGGACCCAUGGGACAGCCGCAGCAGCAGUCAGCAUGCCGUUACGACAACUCUCUUGGGCUUCUAACGAAGAAGUUUAUAGACCUAAUAAAGGGUUCAGAUGACGGCACACUAGACUUGAACACUGCAGCGUCAACCCUGCAGGCGGAGUUGAAUCGGCUCAGAGAGGAGGAGUUGAGUCUAGACAAUGGCAUCAAGUGCGUGUAA
This is a messenger RNA of Closterium sp. NIES-65, 636 nucleotides long. Lineage: Eukaryota; Viridiplantae; Streptophyta; Zygnematophyceae; Desmidiales; Closteriaceae. The record is from the annotation of a GenBank genome assembly.